Molecule: messenger RNA, 2208 nt
Organism: Strigops habroptila (Kakapo)
Lineage: Eukaryota; Metazoa; Chordata; Aves; Psittaciformes; Psittacidae
Product: WD repeat and coiled-coil-containing protein-like
Exons: 3
Coding region: 1-2208 (735 amino acids)
Molecular function (GO): kinase binding
Source: RefSeq, a predicted model, not a curated record
AUGGAGCUGGGAAAGGCAAAGCUGCUGAGAACUGGCCUCAAUGCUUUGUAUCAGGCCAUCCACCCCGUGCAUGGAAUUGCCUGGACAGAUGGGAAGCAAGUGAUACUGACUGCUUUAUACUAUCAUAACAGAGAGCUAAAGUUUGGAGACUCGAGCGUUGUUGGCCAAUUCGAACACGUUCAUGGGCUUUACUGGGGCCCAUGUUGCUCUACGGACACCCCAGCUCUGCUUGCUGUUCAGCAUAAAAAGCAUGUUAGUGUCUGGCAGCUGGGCUACAGCACUGCAGAGAAGAACAAACCCUUGAUUUCUCAGACUUGUGAAGUUGGUGAGCCAUUUCCACUGCUUUCUCAGGGCUGUGUCUGGCAUCCAAAGAAGGAGGUCUUGGCUGUGCUUACAAAAAGAGAUGCUUCAGUCUUGCAUGCUGUUCGUACUGACAAUACUAGAGUUAAGGCAGAUAUUAAAAGCAGUGGGCUUAUCCACUGUGCUUGCUGGACUAAGGAUGGUAAUCGUUUAGUAGUUGCUAUAGGCAGUGCCCUGCAUUCCUACAUAUGGGAUGAUGCUCAGAAAACUCUAAAUACCUGCUCCUUUUGCCCUGUCUUUGAUGUGGGAGGUUAUAUCUGUGCUAUAGAAGCCACACUGGAUUUCCAAAUUGCUGUAGCUACUGAGCUUCCUUUAGAUAAUAUCUGUGGUUUGAAUGCAGGCAUUGCAUUUGAUAUGACACCUGGUACAGAAACUGGUUCUUUAAUCUCACAGUCUGCUCUGGUGCUUGGUGAUGAGGAAUACUCCAUGGACCUGCGAAGAAAGUCCACAGAUUCAGAUCGAUCAGGUGUUGAUUCAGUUGCUUCUUCUUCGUCAGGUCCUGUGGAUUUAACCCAUAUCCUUGCAAACCACCGUCGGUCUGAUCCCGGUCCUUUCAUCACUCUGAAAUGCAAAGACUCUGCAAUGACAAAUGCUCAAGAUUCUUCUCACUUGAUCUUGGUGACUUUUGAGAGGAAGGUAACCACCACCAGAAAAGUCACCAUCCCAGGUAUUCUGGUUCCUGAUAUAAUGGCCUUUGACUUGAGAGCUCAGAUUGUGGCAGUGGCCUCUAAUACGUCUAACAUUGUUUUAGUGUAUUCAGUAACCUCUUCCUGUAUGCCUCAUGUUCAACAAAUCCAGCUGGAAAAAAAUGAAAGACCAAAGGGCCUAUGCUUUUUGACAGACAAACUCCUAUUGAUUCUGAUUGGCAAGCAGAAGUUCCCUGAGCCUAGUCUCAUUCCAUCUUCAAGUUCAGACAGGUAUGUAAUGCGUCUGAUGAUCAAAGAACUGAUGCUGGAAGAAGAUUCUUCAGCAUUGCCAGAGACUAAACAGAAUAUAUUCUAUAACUUUGAAUCCUCUGUUAAUAUUCCUGGAAAAAGAAAGUUCUUUGAAAAUCUUGCUACAGAAGACCAACCUCAAAGCAGGGAGCUGUUAGUACCAAGAAGUACAGUUAUUCAAUCUCCUAGUGGCAGGAGAAGACUCAUUGAAGAAAUAAAGAACCCUAGCUAUGAGCAGGGCUCUUCAUCAAGUGUGAGUGACCUGGAUGAAAAAAGGCUCCCAAGUGACCCCUCGGUGGCCUUGGAAACAUUGGAUGCUGAACCUACCAAUCGUUCAGUGUCUCUUCUUGGUUUUGGAACACCUACCAGGCUUUCCAGCAGACCAACUUCCCCUAAAGUGCAGUUGAAUGUGAUCCAAGAAACAUCAAGUUCUCCUAAAAACAACAAUUUUUCAAGUGAAAGAGGAAUGAGUCAUAUAUCUAGAAAUUUAGACAGACUUUGUGGCAGCUUCAGUGAGCUACAACUGAGUCUUUCUGAAAUAAAAGACCUUGCUAAAAAUGGGAGGAGGAUAUCUUUAACCUAUCCGUGUUCACAGGAACCACCUGUCGUUCACAUCACUUACCAGAAAAGUUUUUCAAAUGGAGCAGUUUCUGAAGAAACAAAAGAUGUUCUCCUCUGUGAUGGCAAGAUCCCUUUGAAUUUAGUCCAGCAGCUGUUUGAUCUGCCUGUUAUUGAAAUGAAGCACGGCUCUUCUUGGAUUGUGCUCACUGCAGACAAGGAUGGCUUUGUGCCAUUAAUAUUCAAAGCAGCACAAGAGAUAAUCAUAAGGGAUGGAACUGACAGUUCAGAAGUCUGUGGAGGUCACUCCUACAAAAAAAGCAUUUCAAUUCGACCACCAAGCAGAGUGACAUAA